This is a messenger RNA of Suillus discolor, 511 nucleotides long. RefSeq lists its product as uncharacterized. The coding region runs from base 120 to 425 and encodes 101 amino acids. The record is from RefSeq and is a predicted model, not a curated record. Lineage: Eukaryota; Fungi; Basidiomycota; Agaricomycetes; Boletales; Suillaceae. The transcript is spliced from 4 exons.
AGAUACCGCAAUUUCAGUUCAAUUCGAUGAAAUAACGAGUUUACAACUGCCACUCUACCCAUGACACAUAUUUUGAGCCCUGGGCGAGCUAUCCUCAAACACCGCGCUAUACUUUGUGAAUGGCAACUUGUCUGAAGCAGAGCCUUGCGACCGAGAAGAUGAUUCUGUCGUUGUGUGCCCCCUCAGAUAUCUCCUCUCUCACAACAGGACGCUCACAAAUCCCGCAUGUAGUCGAAGAACACAUUGAAAUGCUUCGCAGUGUCCUCCCAGACACGACAAUUAUAGCUGCUUUGGACAUCAUUUAUCGUGAGGAUGUCAUAAAGUACAAGACCUCUUGUAGCCAGCACCACUGCGAAGUUCUUGGCAUCACUUCAACAUACACCGUCUUUCCCCACCUCGAUGACUACAUCUACAGCCGUGUCUAGUUACUGCACCUGCCUAUCGUUCGUAUAUGCGGUGCUAGUAUCCGAGGACCGUCUCGUGUGUGUUUACGCCCCAAUGAAAUUCUACU